This is a messenger RNA of Capsicum annuum, 798 nucleotides long. RefSeq lists its product as uncharacterized. The transcript has 2 exons. Lineage: Eukaryota; Viridiplantae; Streptophyta; Magnoliopsida; Solanales; Solanaceae. Bases 1 to 798 code for a protein of 265 amino acids. The record is from RefSeq and is a predicted model, not a curated record.
AUGGAAAAAAAACUGUCAGAAGUGGCUGCUAUUAAAGGAAGAUGCCGGAAUAGUUAUCGAAAAAUCUAUCAGAACAGUCACCGGAAAAGGGUAGACAUUGAAUCUAUUACACUUUUACAACACACAUUCCAAAAGUUCUCUGAUGCACCUGGAUUACAAGCAAACUUGGACAAAAGCCCCCUUUAUGUGGCUGGAGUGUCACAAGAAGUGAAAUCAGAGAUCCUACAUUUACUUGGCUAUGCAGAAGGAACACUCCCUUUUAAAUAUUUGGGAGUACCACUCGCUACAAAGAAGCUGAAUAUUAGUCAGUGCUUGCCUCUUGAUGAGAAAAUUACUGCUAAAAUCACCUAUUGGUCUGCAAGGAUGUUCUCAUAUGUUGGAAAAGUGCACCUUAUUAAGGCUGUCCUCUUUGGGAUGCAGCUAUAUUGGGCCCAAAUUUUUGUGCUCCCUAAGAAGAUAAUGAAGAUGAUUGAGGUUGUCUGUAGAUCAUUCCCUUGGACAGGUGCUAGGCAAAUUUCCAAGAAAGCUUUAGUGUCAUGGGAAAAGAUAUGUUACACAAGAGCUGAUGAGGGAUUGAAUGUGAUAAACUUAAAGUUAUGGAACAAGGCAGCAGUUAUGAAACAAUUAUGGGCAAUCUUUCUAAUGAAAGAUUCACUGUGGAUCAAAUGGGUACACUACUACUAUAUCAAGCAAAGGGACCUGACAGAUAUGGAGCUACCCAAGAAUGCAUCUUGCAUGGUUAGGAAAAUAUUGGGAUGCAGAGACAUUAUGCUGCAACGGAGCUCAAUUCAAGGCUAA